Molecule: messenger RNA, 719 nt
Organism: Cloeon dipterum
Lineage: Eukaryota; Metazoa; Arthropoda; Insecta; Ephemeroptera; Baetidae
Gene: B9d1
Product: B9 domain-containing protein 1
Exons: 5
Coding region: 36-719 (227 amino acids)
Biological process (GO): cilium assembly
Cellular component (GO): MKS complex
Source: RefSeq, a predicted model, not a curated record
AUGGCGAUCGAAACGCUACAACAAAAAACAUUCCAAUGUCGAAGGACGUGUCUCCGAACAACGCCGUCGGCCGGUCGUCGGCCGAAGGGUCGUCGUCGCGGCAGUUUUUCGUCGUGUCGAUCAGCGGAUCGGUGGAGGCGGCCGAGUUUCCCGAGCACGACGAACUCUACUGCAGAUACUUCGUCGAGUUCGGCUCCGACUGGCAAAUCAUCUCGGGAGUAGCCGAGGGCAUGUCGCAGAUUUCUAAGAAGAGCAAGUGCCACAUUGACGACAGGCAGCUGUGUGUCUGGAAUUUGCCAGUCGAGCUCACCCUCAAGUCGACCAACAUCACCGGAUGGCCGAAAAUUGUGGUUAGCGUCUACGGAAACGACUCGUUUGGCAAUGACGUUGUCAGAGGCUACGCAUGGAGUUUUGUUCCGCUCGAAAGCACUUCUACCACAUUGAGCAUGCCGGCAUUUGUUCCUGCAUCUUCAUCCAAACUGCAAGAAAUGACGGCUUGGUUCACUGGAAGACGACCCGAAUUUCUCAAUCCGGCAAUCGUCGUGCACGGAGAAAGCAGAGAACUUCUGCGCACUUCUUCUCACGGCCACGUAUUCGUCAAGGUGAACACCCUGAUCAAGGACCUGAGCAAGUGCGGCUACGAAAACUGCUACAAGCAGGCGCAGUCGUACAGCCUGGCGUCGAUUGUGAGCGAAAUGGAAAAGUUCUCCGUCAGUUAA